CCCUGCGGUCAAUGUAUUUUUCCGUUUCAUUUUGUUGCAAACAUCCGUAAAUAACUAAUUAACUGUCAGAAACAGCUGUUCAACUGCAAAUGAGAAAUUCUUGAUUAAAAACAAAAGUGACUGUUGCAGAUCUCUGGUUGCAGCGUACAUAAUGGAUCAAUUUGACAGUGAAAGCUACUGGAAUCGUUCAUCGAGCAGAGGGUUCAGUUUCGACGAUGAUGAGGAUGUUCAAGGUGUAACUGCUGCUGGCAGUAACGUGAAUGUCAACAAUAUACUUAAUGACUACGAUACGAUCUCAGAGGCGAGCUUCGACAAUAGCGCUGCAGGCAGUACACUUAAUCUAUCGAUAAAAUCUGUAAUCUCUGAAGAAGCAUUAAAAAUGCUAAUCCAAGAACAAACGCUUGAUGACCGUAUAAUGUCGAAAGGUGUUGCGCCGGAAGAGGAGUUGCGUUUGCUACGCAGGCAAAUACAAACCACUUUUUACAAUCCCUCACCAGAAGCCACCGCGUAUAAACUAUUGCUUGGCAAAUGUGCGUCUUUGGAAGUAUUUAAAUCUUUGCACGAAAAAGAGCAAUUGUUAGAUGCAGUGCUGAAGUGUGGUGGCGGUGAUGCCGUUAUUGGUGUGCUACUUUUCUUGAAAAAGACCUUGAAUCACAGAAAUUUUCUCAAAAUUCUCGAACAAAGACCACAAGCCUUGCAAAGCUAUAGCGGUUAUCUGCAGCAGCGUCAGAGCCAAGAAGCUGUCGAAUUGCUACAACAUUUUGGCAAACAUCAAGAAGCAUCCUUAAUACAAUUCAAAUCUGCUAUGACCUGUAAUAAUCUGCAACAACGCAAACAAAAAUUGUUACAAUUACUCGAUCAAUAUAGCGGUGACAUGGGUGUGGUGAGCGUCUAUUUACCACACUUUGAAGCAGCAUUAAAGCUGCUUGAACUGAUCGAGAAAGAGCGAAAUACAUUGGACAAUCUGGUGGAUAUAAGCUCAACCCCCAUUGAGGUGCUAUAUCAAUGCUGUCGUAAGCACAACAACUGGAAGGAACAGGAUUUGACACGAGCUAUAUCACCUUUUCGUCUGAGUGCCGAUCUCCAUAUUUCACCAGCGCAAUUCGAAUGGACUGCUUUGAAUGAGCGCGCAAAUGCGCAGGCCUACGCUGAUUUGGAGAGUGUAUUCGAACGUGUGCCUGCUUGGCUACCGCUGAAACAGAAGCAAUUUCACAUAAGUUUCUCAUUAGAAUUGGCAGUGCUUCGUCUAUAUGCGCUGCAAGCGCCCACAAGUGUGCUGUACAUGUUCCUAUCGAAGAUGAGUAAUACGACGGAAAAAUUGGAGCUAGCUAAGCGUGUUAAGUGCGUGCGUGCGGUUGUCGAUGCUUUAGCUGGCAUGAAGGAUGCAAAUCAAUUGACGCAAUUAAAAGACAGUUUGCCGGAGCGUUCAGAGGAGCAAUUCUAUUGUGAAAAAGCGUUGAAAACGCUGCAAACAAAGCGUUGGACCACGGAUAAUAUUAAGUUGAAAUUAUAGUGCGAAGUAAUAUUUAUUUGUGUAUGAUUUGAAUCUCGGAAAAUUGCACAUGCUGUUAAAAAAAUUAUUCCCUGCGAUAUACUAAUAAGCGUAAAUAUAUAUUUUUGUUCACUGCA
Messenger RNA from Bactrocera tryoni, 1629 nucleotides. It is a transcript of the gene Vps16B, whose product is annotated as vacuolar protein sorting-associated protein 16B. Bases 152 to 1513 code for a protein of 453 amino acids. The record is from RefSeq and is a predicted model, not a curated record. Gene Ontology annotation, biological process: vacuolar transport; intracellular protein transport. Gene Ontology annotation, cellular component: cytoplasm. The transcript has a single exon. Lineage: Eukaryota; Metazoa; Arthropoda; Insecta; Diptera; Tephritidae.